Molecule: messenger RNA, 618 nt
Organism: Xyrauchen texanus (razorback sucker)
Lineage: Eukaryota; Metazoa; Chordata; Actinopteri; Cypriniformes; Catostomidae
Product: gastrula zinc finger protein XlCGF49.1-like
Exons: 4
Coding region: 1-618 (205 amino acids)
Biological process (GO): regulation of DNA-templated transcription
Molecular function (GO): RNA polymerase II cis-regulatory region sequence-specific DNA binding; DNA-binding transcription factor activity, RNA polymerase II-specific
Source: RefSeq, a predicted model, not a curated record
AUGACCUGUGUGGUGUCCAAGUCAGCCUGCAGAUGGUCAGUUUAUCUAGUCUAUCUGCUUCCUUACCUUGGCACAGGUCUGAAGCAAGUGAAAGAGGAAAGUCUGGAACUGAAUGAAGAGGAGGAGAAGCAUCAGAAUCAGGAACCUCAUUUCAUAACAGAAGAAAAAGCUCUCACAUGCUCUCAAAUUGGACAGAGUUUGAAACAUAAAAGAAACAUUAAUGAUCACGUGAGAAUUCACACUAAAAAGAGGCCUUACACAUGCCAUCAGUGUGGACAGAGUUUCAAACAGAAAAAUCAUCUUGAUGACCACAUGAGAAUUCACACUGGAGAGAGGCCUUACACAUGUGUUGAGUGUGGACAGAGUUUCAAACGAUAUCUUAAUGGUCACAUGAGAAUUCACUCUCGGGAGAGGCAUUACACAUGCCUUCAGUGUGGACAAAGAUUCGAAGGUAAACGACCUCUUAAUGAUCACAUGAGAAUCCACACUGCAGAGAGGCCCCACACAUGUUGUGGAAAGAGUUUCAUAAAGAAAGGACACUUUAAUGAUCACAUGAGAAUUCACACUGGAGAGAGGCCUCACGCAUGUGUUGAGUGUGGACAGAGUUUCAGCCGUUAA